UGCAAUUGACUUAUUGGAGAGGGAAGCAAUGAGUUUCUACGCUGAAGAUAACCCACCAGCAUCCAUAGGUUCUUCUACUUCUGGUGGUCCAAAAGAGGGUCUACCAGAGAUGUCAUUAUGGGGUCACCUCCAGUCUCUCUCACAAAGAACCAGACCGAGUUCAAAAGAAGAUGCAGUGAAACAACAUGUCCAGGCCUACAUAAAUUCUCCUUGCAUACCAAUGCAAGAAAAUCCAUGUUCAUGGUGGAAACAGCAUUCUCAAUUAUAUGGACCAAUCGCUUCAGUUGCAAAGCGUUAUCUGGGGAUUCCUGCCACUGAAGUAGCAAGUGAGAGAAUCUUCUCGAGUGCCGGAAAUGUGGUGAAUGAAAGGCGCAGGUGUUUAACCCAGGAACACAUUAGUGAAUUGGUUUUUUUGCACCAUAAUAUAGAUAUUUAAGAUAUUUCGAAAAUGCACAA
Messenger RNA from Macrosteles quadrilineatus (aster leafhopper), 456 nucleotides. Its product is annotated as E3 SUMO-protein ligase ZBED1-like. Gene Ontology annotation, molecular function: protein dimerization activity. Bases 29 to 436 code for a protein of 135 amino acids. NCBI's taxonomy places the organism in Eukaryota, Metazoa, Arthropoda, Insecta, Hemiptera, Cicadellidae. The transcript has 2 exons. The record is from RefSeq and is a predicted model, not a curated record.